This is a messenger RNA of Penicillium bovifimosum, 1056 nucleotides long. Its product is annotated as phosphotransferase family protein. NCBI's taxonomy places the organism in Eukaryota, Fungi, Ascomycota, Eurotiomycetes, Eurotiales, Aspergillaceae. The coding region runs from base 1 to 1056 and encodes 351 amino acids. The record is from RefSeq and is a predicted model, not a curated record. The transcript has a single exon.
AUGGGUGGAAUGAACUACCACAUCGAGAUCCAAUUUGCAGAUAGCAUCUGCUGGCUAGCGCGCAUUCGAAGAUUCAGUGUUACAUCCCCUCCACCAGCGCUGCAGGAGUUCAUACUACGCAGUGAAGUUGCCACACUUGAAUUCUUGAGAAAAACCAAUAUCCCUACCCCAGAAGUCUUCGAUUUCUGUGAUGAGACGAACCCUGUUGGUGUUCGGUACAUUAUCAUGGAAAAACUUCCAGGGAAAUCCCUCUGCUGGUCUGAUACUACACAAGAACAGCGGAUGAAGGUGAUAGAGCAGCUUGCUGAUAUCUAUAUCGAGUUACGGGCCCACCCCUUUCCCAUGAUGGGUUCUUUGGACGUUGGUUCUGAGCUUGCUAUUGGACCGUUUGCGAAAGAGUCAAUGGCUGACUUUGGGAAGUCUGGUUUGGAAAUGCUUGGACCGUUCUCUUCAUUGGAAGGAUAUUACAAUGCAUAUAUCGAAUUCAUUCUGGAUUUGAUUGUGCGGCAAGAGGCGUAUGCAAACCGUCCAAUAGAUGCCUUUUUGAUACAUCUCUAUCUCCAGGAGAAUCUCCUGGCUAUUCUGCCCGAUGCUAGCCUGGAUGAUGGAAAGUUCUAUCUCAAGCAUGCGGAUGAGAAAGGGGAUCAGAUUCUGGUUGACGACGACUUUCGAAUUACAGGUAUUAUUGACUGGGAGUGGGCGCAUACGGGUCCGAAAUCUGCAACUUUCAAUUCGCCUAUUGUUCUCCUUCCACUUGAUCGGUUCUAUGGUGGGCAUAAUGGCCUAGGGGAGGAUGAAUUGGCUUUUUCGAACUUGCUUGAACAGAAGGGAUGUCCGGAUCUUGGGGAGAUAGUCAGGAAGGGAAGGCUUCUUCAUCGGUUGCAAUUUUGCUGUGGUUAUGAACUUCCCGAUUGGAAUGGAUAUAAGGAUAUCUUUAUGGGACUUGUUAGGGCUGUACGCGAUGGGAAUGACAGUCUGGAUUAUGAGACUUGGAGGGCAGAGGCUAUGGAGCGGUACCGUGCUGAUCAUCGGCUGCAAGAUCUUUUGCAGAUGUAG